AUGACCAAUCACACAAUCAUCACCAACUUCCUCCUCAUGAGCUUCUCUGACGUCUGGGAGCUACAGAUCUUACAUGCUGUGCUUUUCUCUUUGAUUUAUCUGGCAGCCCUGAUGGGGAAUCUGCUCAUUAUCCUUGUCACUACCAUUGACCAGCGCCUUCACACUCCCAUGUACUUCUUCCUGAGGCAUUUGUCUUUCAUAGACCUCUGCUACAUCUCCGUCACUGUACCUAAGUCCAUCCUCAUCUCCCUGACCCACAGCAACUCCAUCUCUAUCCCUGAAUGUGCUACCCAGGUAUGCUUUGUGCUUCUGUUUGUCUGUGCUGAGCUGGCUUUACUGACAGUGAUGUCCUAUGAUCGAUAUGCAGCCAUUUGCUGCCCCCUGCACUAUGAGACCCUCAUGAGUGGAGGAUCUUGUGUGCAAAUGGCAGCUGCUUCCUGGGUCAGUGGGAGUCUCUCAGGCAUCAUGCACACAGUCAGCACUUUCUCUGUACCAUUCUGUAAAGCCAAGGUGCUUGGCCAAUUCUUCUGUGAGAUCCCUCAUUUGCUCAAACUCUCCUGUUCACAGCCAAAUUUUGCUGAAAUUGGAACCACAGUUACAACUACAAUUUUGGGACUCGGCUGUUUUUUCUAUAUUGUUAUCUCUUAUGUCCACAUCUUUUCCACCGUUCUAAGGAUGCCGUCCACAGAAGGCAGGUCCAAAGCAUUCUUCACAUGUCUGCCUCACCUCAUUGUGACCACUGUAUUUUUUACAACUGCUUUUGUUGCUCAUGUAAAACCUACCUCUGACACCCCCUCUGUCCUUGACCUGUUGGUGUCUGUGUUCUAUGUUGUGGUACCACCCACCCUAAACCCUGCUAUCUACAGUUUGAGGAACAAGGACAUGAAGGCAGCUCUGGCAAAGUUGAUAAAGCAAGGGUAUCUUUGUUUGUGA
This is a messenger RNA of Trichosurus vulpecula (common brushtail), 933 nucleotides long. RefSeq names its product olfactory receptor 14A16-like. Gene Ontology annotation, cellular component: membrane. The record is from RefSeq and is a predicted model, not a curated record. Gene Ontology annotation, molecular function: G protein-coupled receptor activity; odorant binding; olfactory receptor activity. Bases 1 to 933 code for a protein of 310 amino acids. The transcript has a single exon. Lineage: Eukaryota; Metazoa; Chordata; Mammalia; Diprotodontia; Phalangeridae. Gene Ontology annotation, biological process: G protein-coupled receptor signaling pathway.